AUGACAGGCUUUUCUAUCUCCUCAUCAUUGGCACUUAUGGCCGCCCUUCUCAGCAUUGCAACGGCCGAUGGGCAGUAUCGUUCUCGUCCUGACCUAGCGCCGCCUCGGCUGAACAUCACGAUUCCUGCCACUGAACAUGUCUCGCCUGGCUACAUCUUUGUCGGGCCUUACCCCGGCUUCGAUGGUGUCCGCGCAGGUCCCGAGCAGGCAGCCGCUUAUAUUUUCACCAACACUGGAGAUCUUGUCUGGUCUAGCCUUGGCCACUUUGCAGGAUGGGUCGGGAAUUUCCAGGCGGUCCGGUACCGGGGAAAACCAGCACUGCAGGCAUUCCAGGGCUAUCUUGAUCCCUUUCACGGCCACGGAUACGGCACGCCCAUUCUCUUGGAUGACCACUACCAACCUCUGGCUUUGGUGCAAACCCCGAACCACCGCCUUAUCUCUAUUCAUGAGUUCAAGAUUGUGAAUGAGGAAACAGCUCUGGUUGAGAUUUAUCAGCCUACCGCUAUGGAUCUUGGCCCAUUUGGGGGUUCUGCUGAGGAGCAGUGGAUUGUCGAUGGUGUCUUCCAGGAAUUCGAUAUUGCGUCUGGAGAGUUGCUUUUUGAGUGGCACACUCUUGAUUGGGCGUCUCCAGCGGACAGUGCCAUUCCCCUCCGCUCUGGGCGCGCCUUCACGGGUGCCAACGCCAGCGAUGUGUGGGACUAUUUUCACAUCAACAGCGUGGACAAGAAUGAUCAAGGUGACUACCUCGUUUCCGGUCGCCACAUGAAUGCUCUAUACAAGAUCAACGGCUCAGACGGCUCGCUUCUUUGGCAACUAGGCGGCGAGAAGUCGACCAUCUCUCAUCUUGACUUUGACUUUGGCUAUCAGCACGAUGCCCGUUUCCUCAACCGUUCUGUGGACGGCAGCGUCGAGACUAUCUCCUUCUUCGACAACUCAGCACGCUCUGAUCGACAGCGUACCGGCGGUGUAGACCGCCUGCAUCCUCACUCUCGCGCCCGUAUUGUCGAGAUCGACCACAACCAUAAUACUGCCAGGGAGCUCAACAACUUCAUCCCGCCUGACUAUCUUUCAGCUCCGUCCCAGGGCAACGUGCAAGCCCUUGAGAAUCAGAACGUGUUCGUCAACUGGGGUCAAGCAGGUGCUGUUACCGAGUUUUCUCCUGACGGCACUCCCAUCUUCCACGCCUAUCUCGACUCUGGGGAACUGGCGCCUGGCGUCCAGAGCUACCGUGGAUUUCGGUACGAGUGGACGGGCUACUCUAGUGAGACUCCAGCCGUCGUAGCCUAUGAUGACGGCUCCGAGAUGUCCGUAUAUGCUAGCUGGAAUGGUGAUACUGUCACUGCAGCUUGGCGCUUUUAUUCACAGUGCAAGACUGAAAGACGACAGGCCGGAGUAAGGUAUGAGACGCGCGAACUAGGUCAGGUUGCCAGAAAGUCAUUUGAGACAAGCCUUGUUGUCUCUAUCAACCAAUUGCGUGGCUGGAGCAAAGACUGUGGCAUAUUUGCGCAGGCUGUUGAUGCGUCAGGCAGCAUUCUUUCCACCAGCACUGUCGUCAACAUUGCAUAUUCUCAGCCUCAGCCUGCUUCGGCUCCAGCUCCACCCUCGCUAUUGAAAGAGUUCGGCCAAAAGGGCUUUUACGGAUGGGCGGAUUUGUAA
This is a messenger RNA of Fusarium tjaetaba, 1656 nucleotides long. RefSeq lists its product as uncharacterized. Bases 1 to 1656 code for a protein of 551 amino acids. The transcript is spliced from 2 exons. Lineage: Eukaryota; Fungi; Ascomycota; Sordariomycetes; Hypocreales; Nectriaceae. The record is from RefSeq and is a predicted model, not a curated record.